AUGCAAGUAACUCCCGGCUAUGAACCUUCUGUAACGACAUGCAGUCCAUCGUUACUGACCGGAAACGAUUACUUCUGGGAUCUCGUACUGUCUCACAAUUUCUACUACAAAAGUCUUCCGGAAGGAUAUCGUCUCCUGCAUACUAGCAUUGGUGAUAUCAUCUUAAAAAGAGCAAUCGACACGAGAAUGAACGAAUGCAGCCUUGUUUCCAUUGACAGUGAUAAUGAUGACGCCGCAAAUCCCGCAAAUCACAAUGAUCUUUACAACCCCGAUCAAAGUGAUGACGAAGAAUGCCUCAGACAUUUCAAUGACACCAUCUAUUACGACUCCACUGAGAAGAGAUAUGUUGUCACAUUACCGUUCAAAGCGGAUCCCAGCACAAUUUUAGAAAACCACGCUCUAGCCUUUUCGCGUUUAUGCAACCAACUAAGAACUUUACAAGAAAACCUUACAUACCUAGGGAAGUAUCACGCCGUCAUUGCCGAUCAACUACAGCGGAACAUCAUUGAAGAAGUACCACUUGAAGAAAUUCACCAACCGUGUCAUUAUCUGUCCCACCACGGUGUUCUGAAAAAAGACGACAAGGACCUGAAGAUUCGUUGUGUCUACGAUGGUUCUGCGAAAAUGAAAGGACAGAUGAGUCUUAACGAAGCUCUACAUAGAGGCCCAGUUCUCCUUCCUGAUCUCGUCGGAAUCCUUCUCCGCACUAGACUGUGCAAAAUACUGAUUUCUAGUGAUAUCGAAAAAGCUUUUCUUAUGGUCGGUUUGAACCACAAAUCACGGGAGGGAUUACACCCGAUUUCUCUGGCUGAAAGAUCCACAUAG
Molecule: messenger RNA, 825 nt
Organism: Cylicocyclus nassatus
Lineage: Eukaryota; Metazoa; Nematoda; Chromadorea; Rhabditida; Strongylidae
Source: the annotation of a GenBank genome assembly